AUGAUUCACUGUCUGCUUCUCCUGGCAUUGGUCUGCACGGUCCUCGCCACAGCAGAUGCACAAUCACAAACAUUUGACCGGCAGGAUCGGGAUUACCGUCCGUUACAGUUCGGCAAGCGAGAUGGCUACCGACCCCUGCAGUUCGUUCGGCAAGAGAUCGCCGCUAGCCAGCGCAUACCUCGUGCCAGUUCUGUGAUUGUCCGUCAACACCACAGUUCCGAGUCGGUAUCGUUACUCCUCCCUCCCACCUCUGUAACUCUAAUGUUGCGACUGGAAAUAAAAAAAUGUUGUUAA
This is a messenger RNA of Necator americanus (New World hookworm), 294 nucleotides long. RefSeq lists its product as uncharacterized. Lineage: Eukaryota; Metazoa; Nematoda; Chromadorea; Rhabditida; Ancylostomatidae. The record is from RefSeq and is a predicted model, not a curated record. The transcript is spliced from 4 exons. The coding region runs from base 1 to 294 and encodes 97 amino acids.